UAGAAAAACAGAGUAGAGCAGAGAGCCAGGGACUAGUAGUAUACGGUAUAGUUCGCGUAUCUAGGGAUCCCUACGAUCCCGUUAGGUGCUCUAUCACUGUCGCAUACUCUCCAAGUUUGUUUCAACCUGUUCAAACAAACCCCCGAUUUAUACAUACACACACCACUACACCCUCUCUCCCUCUAUCUACUCCACCAUUGCCUCCCUGCUACCUAUCUCUCCUCUCUCAUGGAGAAUUCGUCUCCAAACGGGCAUCGUUUUAGAAGAAUUUCCCGUCAGUCCUUCGCUGGUAGUCUGAACUUAGAUCCACUGCUUGAUGAAAACUUGGAACAGUGGCCACAUCUUAGUGAACUUGUUCAGUGCUACAGAACUGAUUGGGUGAAGGAUGAUAACAAGUAUGGGCAUUAUGAGAGCAUCGGCCCAAUAUCAUUUCAAAAUCAAAUUUUCGAGGGACCUGAUACUGAUAUUGAAACAGAAAUGCAUCUUGCUAAUGCAAGGCAAAAUAAGAUCGAUGAUACUGAUGACGACAUCCCAAGUACUUCUGGGAGGCAGUUUACAGAUGCCGCCUCCAAGUCAUCAAGCUUAAAUGUUUUAAAGCAUUUGGGAGAAUCCCCACUGCCCACUUAUGAACCUGUUUUUGACUGGGAAACUGAGAGGUCGACAAUAUUUGGGCAAAGGAUCCCAGAAACUCAGCUAGCGCAAUAUGCCAGUGGAUUGAAGAUAUCAGUUAAAGUCCAUUCCUUGUCAUUUCAAGCGGGACUAGUGGAGCCAUUUUACGGCACUAUCUGUUUGUAUAACAAGGAAAGGAGGGAGAAACUCUCAGAGGACUUCAUUUUUUCUGCAUUACCCACAGAAAUGCAGGAGGCUAGCAGUUCCUAUGAACCUCGUGGUAUUUUUUAUUUAGAUACCCCAUCAGCAUCAGUUUGUCUUCUGAUCCAGUUAGAGAAGCCUGCCACAGAAGAAGGUGGGGUAACUCCCUCUGUUUAUUCACGUAAAGAACCGGUCCACAUGACUGAGAGAGAAAAGCAGAAACUCCAAGUGUGGUCCCGCAUCAUGCCCUACAGGGAAUCUUUCGCCUGGGCUAUUAUUCCAUUGUUUGAUAGCAAUAUUAAUUCUUCCCCUGGCGGGCCUGCUUCUCCUAGUAGUUCUGUUGCUCCUAAUGUGUCCGUAUCAAGUUCACAAGACGCCUCUGAUCCUGUUGCAAAGUUAGAUGGAAAACUAGGUUACUCAAGCGGAAACUCUGUUGUAGUUGAAGUAUCAAAUUUAAAUAAAGUUAAAGAAGGGUAUACUGAGGACUCACUCCAGGAUCCCAAGCGGAAAAUCCAUAAACCUGUAAAAGGAGUGCUGAGAUUGGAAAUUGAAAAGCUCCAAGCUGGUCCGGUUGACUUUGAAAAUGCUUCAGAAGGCGGAAGCAUUGAUCAUGAAGAUCAAAUUACCGAUUCAAGGUUUGCAAAGUGUCCCAGCAAUGGUUCUGAUGGACCUCAGAAUGGGCAUUCAAAAGUGAAUUACUAUGAAGGAAAAGAGUUACCUCGAAAUGGAUCAAUUGCUUUGGGAAAUACAGAUUUAAAUACUGAUGAUUUCCAAGCCUUCGACUUCCGAAGAACAACAAGAAACGAGCCGUUUCUGCAGCCAUUUCAUUGUCUCUAUGUUUAUCCAAUUACUGUAAGUUUGAGUAGGAAAAGGAACCUGUUUAUACGUGUUGAACUCAGGAAGGAUGAUGGUGAUGCUCGUAAACAACAGCCAUUGGAGGCAAUGCAUUCAAGGGAACCUGGUGCAUCCCUCCAGAAAUGUGCCCACACACAAGUUGCUGUUGGUGCUAGGAUUGCUUCUUACCAUGAUGAAAUCAAAGUUUCACUUCCGGCAAUAUGGACACCAUCGCAUCACCUUCUGUUCACUUUCUUGCAUGUUGAUCUUCAGACAAAACUAGAAGCUCCAAAGCCAGUGGUAAUUGGAUAUGCAUCACUCCCGUUAUCAACACACGCACAGUUGAGAUCAGAAAUUUCACUGCCAAUAAUGAGAGAGCUGAUUCCGCACUAUCUUCAAGACGGCGGAAAGGAAAGGAUAGAUUACCUCGAGGAUGGCAAGAAUGUAUUUAAAUUGCGAUUAAGGCUGUGUUCAUCCUUAUAUCCAAUUAGUGAGCGCAUUAGAGAUUUUUUUCUCGAGUAUGAUAGACACACACUCCGAACAAGUCCACCUUGGGGAUCCGAACUACUUGAGGCUAUUAACAGCUUGAAAAAUGUUGAUUCAACUGCUCUGCUUCAGUUCCUUCAGCCAAUACUAAAUAUGCUUCUCCAUCUAAUUGGAAAUGGUGGAGAAACUCUUCAGGUUGCAGCCUUCAGAGCCAUGGUCAAUAUACUAACGCGGGUUCAACAAGAGUCAGUUGAUGAGGCUGAACGGAACAUUUUUCUAGUGAACUAUGUGGACUACUCCUUUGAUGAUUUUGGGGGUCGUCAACCACCUGUUUAUCCUGGUUUAUCAACUGUAUGGGGAAGCUUGGCUCGCAGUAAGGCAAAAGGAUAUCGUGUAGGACCAGUUUAUGAUGAUGUCUUGUCAAUGGCAUGGUUUUUCUUAGAGUUAAUUGUCAAGUCGAUGGCAUUAGAGCAGACUCGGCUGUUCUAUCACAACCUUCCACUUGGUGAAGAUAUUCCUCCCAUGCAGUUGAAAGAAAGUGUUUUCAGAUGUAUACUGCAGCUAUAUGAUUGCCUUCUAACAGAAGUACAUGAGCGUUGCAAAAGGGGUCUAAGCUUGGCAAAACGCUUGAACAGUAGUCUGGCGUUCUUUUGCUAUGAUCUUUUGUCAAUCAUUGAGCCUCGUCAAGUAUUUGAAUUGGUCUCUCUGUACAUUGAUAAGUUCUCUGGGGUGUGUCAGUUAGUGCUUCAUGAUUGCAAGCUUACAUUUUUACAGAUUAUUUGUGAUCAUGAUCUUUUUGUGGAAAUGCCUGGGAGAGAUCCUUCAGAUAGGAAUUACCUUUCUUCUGUCUUGAUACAAGAACUUUUCUUAACAUGGGACCAUGAUGAUUUAUCUCUGCGGGCAAAGGCGACUAGAAUCUUGGUAGUCCUUUUGUGCAAGCACGAGUUUGAUGCUCGUUACCAAAAGCCUGAAGACAAAUUAUAUAUUGCACAACUGUACUUUCCCCUUGUUGGCCAGAUUCUGGAUGAGAUGCCUGUAUUUUAUAAUCUUAGUUCUGUUGAAAAACGUGAAGUCUUGAUUGUCAUCUUGCAAAUAAUACGUAAUUUGGAUGAUGCAUCAUUGGUGAAGGCUUGGCAGCAAAGUAUUGCUCGAACCAGAUUAUUUUUUAAACUGUUGGAGGAAAGCUUGGUUCUGUUUGAGCAUAGGAAACCUGCUGAUAGCAUGCUUAUGGGCGCUAGUUCUCGCAGCCCGGUUGCUGAUGGACCUGUCUCUCCUAAAUAUUCUGACAGGCUUUCACCUGCCAUUAACCACUAUCUAUCGGAGGCAUCAAGGCAAGAAGUCAGACCGCAAGGCACUCCUGAGAAUGGAUACAUGUGGCAGAGAGCAAAUUCCCAGUUAAGCUCUCCUAGUCAGCCAUAUUCUUUAAGAGAAGCACUUGCUCAGGCACAGUCAUCUAGAAUUGGCGCUUCAACUCAAGCAUUGAGGGAAUCUUUGCACCCAAUCUUGAGGCAAAAGCUUGAACUUUGGGAAGAAAACUUGAGCGCUGCUGUCAGCCUGCAGGUCUUGGAAAUAACAGAGAAAUUUUCCAGUACCGCUUCGUCACAUAGUAUCGCCACAGAUUAUGGAAAACUUGAUUGCAUAACAUCCAUAUUUACAAGCUUCUUCUCACGUUAUCAGCCGCUAGCAUUUUGGAAAGCAAUGUUUCCGGUGUUCACCAGUGUCUUUCAGCUUCACGGAGCAACACUAAUGGCAAGGGAAAAUGAUCGAUUCUUAAAGCAAAUUGCUUUUCAUCUUUUACGUCUUGCUGUUUUUCGAAAUCACAAUAUCAGAAAAAGAGCUGUGGUGGGCCUUCAGAUACUCGUCCGGAGCUCUUUCUCUUACUUUACUCAAACGGCAAGGUUAAGGGUGAUGCUGACCAUAACAUUAUCGGAGUUGAUGUCUGAUGUUCAAGUGACCCAGAUGAAGUCUGACGGAACGCUUGAAGAAAGUGGGGAAGCACGCCGUCUCCGGAAUUCUUUAGAGGAAAUGGCGGACGAGUCUAAAAGUGGAAACUUAAUCACAGAGUGUGGUCUACCGGAGAAUGCACUUGGUACUAUUCCAGACGCAUUAGCUGAGAAAAAAUGGUCGUGGUCGGAGGUGAAAAUCCUUGCCAAUAGCAUUAUUCUGGCUCUCGAUGCUAGCUUGGAGCAUGCACUCUUGGCUUCUGUUAUGAACACGGACAGAUAUGCUGCCGCAGAAAGUUUCUUUAAACUUGCAAUGGCAUUUGCUCCUGUACCAGAUCUCCACAUAAUGUGGUUAUUGCAUCUUUGUGAUGCACAUCAGGAGAUGCAGUCAUGGGCUGAAGCUGCACAGUGUGCGGUGGGCGUUGCAGGUGUUGUAAUGCAGGCUCUCGUAAGUAGAAAUGAUGGAGUCUGGGGCAAUGAUCAUAUUACUGCACUACGCAAAAUUUGCCCCAUGGUUAGCAAUGAGAUAACAUCCGAGGCCUCUGCAGCUGAGGUAGAAGGAUAUGGUGCUUCGAAACUCACAGUUGAUUCUGCAGUGAAAUACCUACAGCUAGCAAAUAAGCUUUUUUCUCAGGCUGAGCUCUACCAUUUCUGCGCAAACAUUCUCGAACUUGUAAUUCCAGUUUAUAAAAGCAGGAGGGCAUAUGGACAGCUAGCCAAAUGUCACACAAUGCUAACCAAUAUCUAUGAAUCAAUUCUUGAGCAGGAAUCAAGUCCAAUUCCUUUCACUGAUGCCACAUAUUAUAGAGUUGGAUUUUAUGGUGAAAAAUUUGGCAAGUUGGAUAAAAAGGAAUAUGUUUACAGAGAGCCCCGCGAUGUUCGAUUGGGCGACAUAAUGGAAAAACUUAGUCAUAUAUACGAGUCAAGGAUGGAUGGUAAUCAUACCUUGCACAUAAUUCCAGAUUCUAGACAAGUCAAAUCUGAAGAACUGCAGCCUGGAGUCUGUUACUUGCAGAUAACUGCUGUGGAUCCUGUUAUGGAAGAUGAAGAUUUGGGAAGUAGAAGGGAGAGAAUAAUCUCUCUUUCUACAGGAAGCGUCCGUGCACGUGUCUUUGAUCGCUUCUUGUUUGAUACCCCUUUUACAAAAAAUGGCAAGACCCAAGGUGGAUUAGAAGACCAAUGGAAGCGACGGACUGUUCUUCAGACUGAGGGAUCGUUUCCUGCCCUUGUCAACAGGCUUGUUGUAACAAAAUCAGAAUCUCUUGAGUUCUCUCCCGUAGAGAAUGCAAUUGGAAUGAUUGAAACUCGCACGGCUGCAUUAAGAAAUGAGCUUGAAGAGCCUCGCAGUUCUGAUGGUGAUCAGCUCCCACGUUUGCAGAGUCUACAGAGAAUUCUUCAAGGCUCUGUCGCAGUUCAGGUAAACAGUGGCGUCCUUAGUGUAUGCACAGCUUUCCUGUCAGGUGAGCCAGCGACAAGGCUGAGAUCACAGGAGCUGCAGCAACUCAUUGCUGCUCUCCUUGAAUUUAUGGCUGUUUGCAAACGUGCCAUUCGUGUACACUUCAGGUUAAUUGGGGAGGAAGACCAAGAUUUCCACACACAGUUAGUCAAUGGGUUUCAGUCACUGACUGCAGAGUUGUCUCAUUACAUCCCUGCCAUUCUUUCCGAGCUCUGAAAAUCACUAGUGGUCUUUGUUAGUGUAAUGUGUUCAUAUUGUUUGUACAAGUUUUCUGUAGGUUCAUGUUGUGUUCUUGUUCAUAUAAUUAUUCAUCAUUUGUUGAUAUAUAAUUUUUUUUAUUCAUUUUUGUAUUUUUAACUACA
This is a messenger RNA of Daucus carota subsp. sativus, 5891 nucleotides long. Its product is annotated as guanine nucleotide exchange factor SPIKE 1. The transcript has 31 exons. Bases 229 to 5745 code for a protein of 1838 amino acids. NCBI's taxonomy places the organism in Eukaryota, Viridiplantae, Streptophyta, Magnoliopsida, Apiales, Apiaceae. Gene Ontology annotation, biological process: positive regulation of GTPase activity; small GTPase-mediated signal transduction. The record is from RefSeq and is a predicted model, not a curated record. Gene Ontology annotation, molecular function: guanyl-nucleotide exchange factor activity.